AUGAACAACUCCUUUUGUAAACACCUGGUCAGUCGACAUAAACCUAGUAUGAAGCAUACCCCAGACCCGCGUGGGAAACAGCCUCCAAGCUACCUUUGCCGCAUUUUGAAAACUUCCCAAACUUCUGGAACAUCCAGAACUUCCGGCCGACUCCCCCCCUUCAGGUCGGCCUUGAGCCACAAAGUCAGAACUCCUACACCUCUCCACCCUUACAACCCUUACACCUCGCCCCUCGCCACCCUUAAAAAUCACCUUACACCUUGCCAGCCUUACAACUCGCUACCCUUACAACUUGCUACCCUUACAACUUGCUACCCUUACAACUCGCUACCCUUACAACUCGCUACCCUUCCCUUGCACCACCUUGAUCGCACCCACCUCGCUCGCACCCACCUCGCUUGCACCCUUACACCUCGUACCCACCUCACUCGUACCCUUACACCUCCCUUGCUACCCUUACACUACAUACCUAGCACCUCGCUACCGCCUGCCUCCCACCUCCCAGCGCAGCCUCAAACCAAAGUCCAAAGUCCCUAA
Molecule: messenger RNA, 537 nt
Organism: Puccinia triticina
Lineage: Eukaryota; Fungi; Basidiomycota; Pucciniomycetes; Pucciniales; Pucciniaceae
Exons: 2
Coding region: 1-537 (178 amino acids)
Source: RefSeq, a predicted model, not a curated record